Molecule: messenger RNA, 3938 nt
Organism: Heteronotia binoei (common prickly gecko)
Lineage: Eukaryota; Metazoa; Chordata; Lepidosauria; Squamata; Gekkonidae
Exons: 2
Coding region: 28-3396 (1122 amino acids)
Biological process (GO): vesicle-mediated transport
Cellular component (GO): membrane
Molecular function (GO): GTP binding
Source: RefSeq, a predicted model, not a curated record
UUCCAGGUAAAGGAGGAAUACCAAGCUAUGGCCCAGAUGGAGACCCUGGCUUUGCAGCGUGAGGUCCGGCUGGGGAUGCUCUAUGACUGCUGCAAAGAUGCCCUCCUCCCAGGAGCUCCUUUAUGGGAUGAGAACACCCUGGGAAAGAACAUUCACCUGAAGCCCAACCCCGGGACUGAAAGUUCGAUUAUUGAAUCAGACACCCUCCAAGACAAAAUGGCCGCUCUGAAGGUUCCUGAGUGGCUUCAGGCCAGCCUGCUGUGUGUUCUGCUGGAACCCAGAGGAGCUGCACAGUACUUGCAAGACAGCAAGAGCUCCUGCCGCCAGGCUCGUGUGGCUCUCCUGUACACUGUCACGACAAAGCACAAGCAGAUUGAUGUGACAAAACUCCCUCGUCCUGAGGACUGUAAGGUGCCGACAGCCACCCAUGUGGUGACUGAGGUACUGUAUGGGGCUCAGGCAGUCUUUGUGUUUGAUCAGGAGGUUUCUCCUUCUGAGGAUCCACAAGAAAUACAGAAGAGCCUCCAAGCUAAGGUUAGAAAGAUACUUUCAGGUGCCACUGAAGGAAUUGCCAAGGAGAAGACAGGGGGUGGGAAAAUUACCUGCAAGAUUUACAGUGAUGUUCCUCUAGAGGAUCAUCCCAUGACUUAUCAACAAACUAUGAACAUUUUCUCCACCUUCCCUGAGCACCUGGUAGAGAGGGCUGUGCCUCUGAGAAUCUGGUUAUACCCUCUGAAUAAACUGGGCUCCAAAAUCACAUGCCAUUUCCAUGAAGUCAGUUCAGAAAUCAUUUCUGAAGUCCAGAAUGUCCUGCAGCAGUUGACGGAAAUAGACAAGCGACGUAACGAUCUGGCAGAAAAUCCUGCAGCUUUGACUUUCCCUGAAAUCAAGAAGAAACUCCAGCAAUUCCAAAGUCUGUGUCAACAGUACAGGCAGACUCUUCAGAAACAGCUGUCGAGAACAAUACCCAUAAUCCGCCAGGGUGCAGAAGAAGAAGAUGCCCUCAUGGACCUGUUAACCAACAAGCAACAAGCACUCUUCAGCAGCCAGCAACUCAGUGCAUUUCUAGACAGAAGAGAGCAGGAGGUGGCGUUUGUAAAUUCCUAUCUGGAUGUCCUAAAAGACGUGGAUGUCGUGUCCACCAAGAAAGAAUUAGACAGACUCCUGUUCAAUCCAGUGCUCAAGAAGGUCAUUGCUUUCAUGUUCACUUCUUUACAUGAUGGCGACUCGUAUUUAUCUGACCUGGAAAAUUCACUAGCAGUUAAGAAGAGCUGUCACACUGUACCAGUGAGUUCUGCCAGUGGGAAAUUGUGGUUUGAGCACCAAGAGAUAAGCAAAAAAGCACGUGCUUCUGCCAGGGCCUUCUUAGCGUUGGCCAACAUGGGCUCAAACGACACUAAAUUGAUUGUCUCUGCUCUUCCAGAUCAGGACCACCCAGGCGUUUCUAUCUAUUUGUAUGAAGACGGAGAGCUGGUCAGCACCAACCUUGACCCUCCCUCCAUCAGCAAGGUCCAUCAGGGACCCAGAGUUGCUGGAUCUGAUUCUACUGUGCAGGAAGGUGAGGUGCAGCCAAAAGAUACGGAUGAAGGAAGGAAUGGAAACCCAUUUCAAGAAACAACAAGAAAGGAGCCACAUGAUAGACGUGGCAGGGAGGAGCCUGUUUAUAGAGCAGACUUUGCUGUCUCACCUGAGAAGCCUGUGACGUCACCACCUCCAAAGAAAGAUGAUGAAAGAGUCAAAGCUGAAAUGAUCAAACAAAGCACCCUGAUCAGCAAUGAAGGCCUACUUCAGUUUUAUCGACUUCCGUUAAAAAAGUCUGCCUCUUCUUGUGACGAUUUCCUAAAAUACACCCUAGGACGUGAAGAACCGAAGAGACCUCACAAAGUGAUCAUGGUGAUGGGAGCGACAGGAGCAGGGAAGACCACACUGAUCAACGGGAUGAUCAACUACAUUUUGGGGGUGAAGUGGGAAGAUGGCUUCCGGUUCAAGCUUGUCCAUGAGCAGACCAACCGAAGCCAGGCUGAGAGUCAGACGUCUGAUGUGACGGCUUAUGAGAUCCAUUUCCAGAAAGGCUUCCAGAUCCCCUAUUCCCUGACUAUAAUUGACACCCCGGGAUUUGGAGACACCAGAGGACUACAGCACGAUAGACAGAUCAUCACAAAGGUCCAGGAAUUCUUCUCCACUCCAGGUGGCAUAGACCACAUCGAUGGAGUCUGCUUCGUGGUUCAGGCCUCUUUAGCCCGUCUGACGCAUCCUCAGAAAUAUGUUUUUGACUCGGUACUCUCCAUUUUUGGGAAGGACAUAGAAUCCAACAUAAUGAUCCUGGUCACCUUUGCAGAUGGGCAGUUCCCUCCUGUUUUAGCGGCCAUCUUGGAAUCUAAGGUGCCAUGUGCUAAAGAUGACAAUGAGAACCCUGUUCACUUUAAAUUCAAUAAUUCUGCUCUGUUUGUUAGCAGUUCCACAGCCGGAGAGAACACACUCAACUUUGAUGCGAUGUUCUGGAAAAUGGGGACUGCCAGCAUGAAGACAUUUUUCCAGUCUUUAAAUAGCCUAGAACCCCGAAGUUUAACACUGACAAAAGAAGUGCUCCAGGAACGAAAGAGUCUGGAAGCCGCGGUGGAGGGUCUCCAGCCACAAAUCAAAGCCGGCCUGAGUACACUGGAGUCGCUGAGGAAAACAAAGUGGGCUUUGGAGCAGCAUAAAGAUGAAAUGGAUGCCAACAAGGACUUUGAGGUGGAGGUCGAGAGGACUGUCGCCAAAAGAAUUGACAUAACUGGGGAGUUCAUAACUAAUUGCCAGAAGUGCCAUUGUACCUGCCACUACCCCUGUUAUAUUCCUGAUGAUAAAAAGAAAGACAGAUGUUCUGCUAUGAACAGGAAAGGGGACUGUGAAGUCUGCCCUGGUAAAUGUAGAUGGAAUGUCCAUUUCAACCAGAAAUACAGGUGGGUGUAUGAGACUGAAAAGCAGAAGCAAACUUAUGCCCAAAUCAAGGAGAAAUACGAAAAGGCCUGCGGGCAGGCGAUGACCACAGAGAAGAUCUUUCAGCAGCUCCGGGAGGAAUAUGAGGUGAUGGAAAGUGCUGUGUUCAGUCUCAUUGAACAGUCCUCUCGGAGCAUUCAGCGCUUGCAGGAAAUUGCCCUGAAGCCCAACCCGAUGGCCACUCCGGAGCACAUCGACUUACUGAUCCAGGCGGAGCAGCAGGAAGCAAAGCCCGGCUUCCAGGAUCGUGUCCAGUCCCUGCAGGGGGUGAGAGAAAUGGCUGUGAUCGUGGACAAGAUCGCCAGGAAGGAGCCGCUGCUGCCGGAAGAUGAGAUAGUGGCCAGAAAGUGUAAGUCUAAGACAUCCAAAGGUCAGAAGAUCUUGCGUAUGUUAACAAGUUGGCUCCCCUCUAUCUGAUGAGCAAUACUUAGGCUUUGUGUAUUUGCUGAAGACAGCUAACAUUAAGCGGGGUCUUCGCCCAACUUUGCAGCUUUUUGAUACAGUAAGAAACAGAAGCAUUCCUGGAGGAAGGUACUGAGUGCAUGAGAACAAAUGUUCUCUGUGUUCCAACAAAUGAAAAGCUUAUCUGCUGACUUGCUGACAUGUCACUAGGCUACGAAACAAGCUAGAACAGCAUGAGCCCCUGCGUAGAAACAUGCUGAAAGCUAAAACCGUUGUUCUGUGGCAGAUGUGUACCGCUUGCUUUCUAAGCACAGAGGAAGACAAGGGAACAGAGGCGACCUGCGAGAGGUCCAAAAAUAAGGGUGAAAGAAUUGUAUGUUUGCUGUAUGCUGCUCUUAUCAUUAUAAUGCCAAAAUUGCCAAAGUUAGAAUGCGCGUGCUUGAGAAGCUGUUUAUUGCAUUCUAUAAAAGCUAACGCCAUAAUGUUUGGGGUGGACUCUCUUGGCUAUUCUCUUUUGUGCUCUCCUUUACUCAAAUAAAGUUCUGUUCUGCUUGGAA